This is a messenger RNA of Cannabis sativa, 1472 nucleotides long. RefSeq names its product delta(12)-oleate desaturase. The record is from RefSeq and is a predicted model, not a curated record. The transcript has a single exon. Gene Ontology annotation, biological process: lipid metabolic process. NCBI's taxonomy places the organism in Eukaryota, Viridiplantae, Streptophyta, Magnoliopsida, Rosales, Cannabaceae. Bases 215 to 1348 code for a protein of 377 amino acids. Gene Ontology annotation, molecular function: oxidoreductase activity, acting on paired donors, with oxidation of a pair of donors resulting in the reduction of molecular oxygen to two molecules of water.
UUUCCAAAAUGGACAUUACAAUAUUAGGCGGGUUCAAUAAUUGAUGCAUUUAAUUCACAUUUCUCUUGUCUCUAAUUUAUGAAAUUUGUCUACCACUUUGUGCGGUGCCAAUUUCAUAGCUGCUAAUUCUUAUAUACUAUAUAUAAUACAUGUUUAGCUCAAAAAUUGAUAUUGCAUAUUGUUUUUUUUUUCUUAAUCUUUUUGAAGAAACAAAAUGGGAGCCGGUGGCAGAAAUAGUAGACUUGAGCGAGCACCACACACCACACCACCAUUCACACUAAGCCAACUCAAGAAAGUCAUUCCACCCCAUUGCUUCAACCGUUCUCUUCUUCGUUCCUUCUCUUAUGUCCUUCAAGACCUUUUUUUCGCUUUUUUGUUCUACUAUAUAGCAACCUCUUACUUCCAACUUCUCCCACACCCGCUCCAAUACUUAGCUUGGCCACUUUAUUGGAUCUUCCAAGGCAGCAUUUUUGCUGGUAUUUGGGUCCUUGGUCAUGAUUGUGGUCACCAAGCUUUCAGUGACCACCAAUGGGUGGAUGACACUAUUGGCUUUGUCCUCCACUCCGCUCUUCUCUUCCCAUACUUCUCUUUUAAGUAUAGUCAUCGUCGCCAUCAUUCAAACAUCGGCUCCCUUGAACAUGAUCAAUUGUUUGUUCCAGUCCCCGAAUCUCAAAUCGCAUGGCUCUACAAACGUUACUUGGACAAUCCACUAGGAAGAGCCCUAAAGCUUUCCACUAUAGUGUUCCUUGGUUCUCCUUUGUACUUAGGUUUCAAUCUUACAGGCAAACCAUAUGAUCGUUCUGCAUGUCAUUAUGAUCCUUACUCUCCACUCUACUCAAAAAGUGAAAGGCUUCAUAUAUUGAUUUCAGAUAUCGGUGUUUUCAUCACCACAUUAGUGUUAUACCAGCUUGGCUCGACUAAAGGGUUGAGUUGGCUUGUGUUCAUGUACGGGGUGCCAUUGUUUACAGGGAAUAGCAUCCUUGUGACAAUCGCAUACUUGAAUCAUACUCACCCUUCAUUGCCUCAUUAUGACUCGUCAGAGUGGGAUUGGUUGAAAGGAGCAUUGUCAACAGUUGAUCGAAACUAUGGAUCAAUUCUCAAUAGGGUUUUCCAUCACCUUACAGACGCUCAUGUAGCACACCAUUUAUUCGCAACAAUACCUCAUUACCAUGCAAAUGAAGCCACCAAAGCUAUCAAACCCAUAUUGGGAGAGUACUACUCUUUUGAUGAUACUCCAAUAAUUAAAGCUCUUUGGAGAGAGACUAAGGAGUGUGUCUAUAUUGAGCCAAAUCAUGAAUCUUCUCCUAAUAAUAACAAAAGUGUUUUCUGGUACAACAACAAAUUCUGAUGAUCAUCAAGUUAAAUUAUAAAUCAACAUAUGUUUUAUGUGUUUUAUUAAAAGUGUAUGUGUUAUUAUUGAUAAGAAUAAAAUAUUAAAAAGGUGAGAAAAGAUAUUUCUUGCCUUUGGAAAA